This is a messenger RNA of Ahaetulla prasina, 1915 nucleotides long. Its product is annotated as G-protein coupled receptor 52-like. Gene Ontology annotation, cellular component: membrane. NCBI's taxonomy places the organism in Eukaryota, Metazoa, Chordata, Lepidosauria, Squamata, Colubridae. The record is from RefSeq and is a predicted model, not a curated record. Bases 1 to 1032 code for a protein of 343 amino acids. Gene Ontology annotation, biological process: G protein-coupled receptor signaling pathway. Gene Ontology annotation, molecular function: G protein-coupled receptor activity. The transcript is spliced from 2 exons.
AUGCCAAAUGCAAGUCAAAGUCUUAGUACUUUGCUAUGUAAUAGUAUGCAAAUUCCGAAAUUCAGAGAAAAGGCAUUUUUAUCUAGAUUUCUUUUCACUAAAUCCAGUGUGACUUGUAACUUAACAGUAAUUUUUGUCAUCCACUGUGCUCCACUUUUGCAUCAUUAUACCACCAGCUACUUUAUUCAGACUAUGGCAUAUGCUGAUCUUUUUGUUGGGAUUAGUUGCUUAAUUCCUACCUUGUCAUUGCUUCACUAUUCUGUAGGUGUUCAUGAGUCCUUAACUUGUCAAAUUUUUGUAUAUGUCAUCUCUGUAUUGAAAAGUGUUUCUAUGGCCUGCCUUGCUUUCAUUAGUGUGGAUCGCUAUCUUGCAAUCACAAAACCACUCUCCUAUAACCAGUUGGUCACCCCCUGUCGAUUGAGGAUCUGCAUUAUUUUGAUUUGGCUGUACUCAGGACUUAUCUUCCUGCCUUCCUAUUUUGGUUGGGGAAAGCCAGGUUAUCAUGGAGACAUUUUUGAAUGGUGUGCAGCUUCUUGGCUCACCAACGCCUAUUUUACUGGAUUUAUUGUGUGCUUACUCUAUGCUCCAGCUGCCUUUAUAAUCUGUUUUACAUAUUUCCACAUAUUCAAAAUUUGCCGGCAGCACACCAAAGAGAUAAAUGACAGGAGAGCUCGGUUUCCUAGUCAUGAAGUAGAUACUGCUGCAGAAACUGGACAUAGCCCAGAUAGCCGCUAUGCUAUGGUUUUAUUUCGUAUAACCAGUGUGUUUUAUGUGCUCUGGCUGCCCUACAUUAUAUAUUUCAUGCUAGAGAGCACAAAGGUGUUGGAAAAUCCAGCACUCUCUUUUGUAACAACCUGGCUUGCUAUUAGCAAUAGUUUUUGUAACUGUGUAAUAUAUAGUCUGUCAAAUAGUGUUUUUAGGUUGGGACUUUGGAGAUUGUCAGAGACAAUAUGCUCAGUUUGUAUAUGUAAAAAAGACAGUGUGGUUCGAGAGCCUGUUCCUAGAAAACGGGCUAACUCUUGUUCUAUGUAAGGGGGUGGGGGGAUGGAAAUAGGCAAUCUUGUACAAUCCGACAUAUAGGCUUUGUAAUAUCUGUAUGUUGUUAGCCUAUAAUUUGAAGAAGUAAUAUUCAUUGUAAACACGAAUUAUAUUUUGCAAGAGUAAGAAAACAUUGGUGGAAAGGUGAUGAGUAGGGGACUAGUAAAUGCAAGCAAAGCUUCCAGCAGAUUGAAUUUAAACCCAGACUAUUUUAAUAACAAAAUUGUCACUUAUGAAUAUGUAAAAAAAUUGUGGUAGUAGUAUAAGUACUGUAUGUUAUUUUAAAAUGCUUAUUUGUGGAGGAAUACAUUUUUCCCCUAAUGUUAUAUAUAUAGACGAACUAAUUUUCUUUUGUUCUUUUGGGGUCUGUGACUCAAUUGUUUGGGAACAUUUUUGCUGUUCAGUGCAGAGCAUGCAUUUAGCAUGUAUAUGAAAUGGUUUUAAAAUGUACAUUUUGUAUUCUGUAUCAUGUGGUUUUCCUAAACUAUUAUUAAAUCAUUGUUUAACACUGGAAUAAAUAAUUUUUCAAUUGACUGUAAAGUCCUUUUUCCCCCCUGAAAAAAUCCUAUUCAGGUUCUAAAGGCAUUAAUGCCAAAUGCAAGUCAAAGUCUUAGUACUUUGCUAUGUAAUAGUAUGCAAAUUCCGAAAUUCAGAGAAAAGGCAUUUUUAUCUAGAUUUCUGUAAUUAAUGUAAGGACAUUAAAAAUGUUGGACAGGAACCAACUAUUAACCAACGAUUUCUAUAGAACAAUUGAGAACACAUAAUCUCAUUUAGUUUCACUAAAUCCAGUGUGACUUGUAUAGCUUUAUUUUGUAUAGGGUUUGCUCCAAAAAUAUUAGUAAACCAUAUUAAAAAUCUUAGCUCAAGUUGUUAUUGA